Messenger RNA from Lymnaea stagnalis (great pond snail), 1203 nucleotides. NCBI's taxonomy places the organism in Eukaryota, Metazoa, Mollusca, Gastropoda, Lymnaeidae. The record is from the annotation of a GenBank genome assembly.
GUUAGGUGCAUGCCAACCUGACAGCCAGUCAGAAACUAGAAAAAAUGACAACCAAAAAUACAGGCAGGAAAAACAGUUGGAAUCAAGAAAACGAAAUGAAACGACAAGUAACAAAAAAUAUAAGCCAUCCCAGUGCAGGGAAAAACAAAAUGAAUCAUAUGAAGAUGAUCUUCAUCAGUACAAAAAUUUUAGGCAGGGAAAACAACUGGGUCAAGUUCAAAGGGGAAAUAACAAAAGACCCGUCCAGAGGAAAACAAAUUUUGAUGAUGAAUUUCAUUCUGUCGAAAAAAAAAUGCCUCGAGAACAGGAUGAUAAGUUGAUAAUUAAACAAGACAGACUCAAAGGUGUUACUGCUGUGAACUUGGUGUGCAACCAAUUGGGCAAAAAGCUUUCAAAUUAUAAGCAUGGUGUGAGUCAUAAGAAAUCAGAUGUACCAAAUACAUCCAGUGGAGAUUUCAACACUAAUAAAAUAAGUCAUAGAGAAAAAAGCAAUGAAGAAUUUAUGCGCCUGGAUGCUAUGCAUGCCAGAAUGCUAGAAAAAAGAAAAGAGCAAAGAGUUGGAAACGUGACUCAUGACCAGAAGUCAAACUUGCUCAAUGAUCACAAUUUAACAGAUGGGAACUUAGAAAAAAGUAGUGCAGAUAAGCAAGUUGAAUUUAAAGAUAAUAAUAAGCCAAGACAUGUCAGUGACCUACAGCAAAGUGAAACUUGCCCAGUUAUUGAGACUAACAAAAUUAGUAGGGUGUUCAAAGAUGCUGAAUGUCAAGAACUAGACAACAUGCAUGAAACAAUGUUGAGAAGGCGCCAGGAAAGAAAGAAAAUGCUGCAGGAGGCCAAAAUGGCAUCACAAUGUAAAACUAUUUGUGAAAACCCUGGAACAUUGACUGCUGUUGACCAGAAUGUCACUUCAGCCGCAUUAACUGUACCGAGAGGCAAUAAGCUGACAGUUGGCCUAAAGGAAGAGAAAGUAAAUGUUGGUGCAGCAUUGAUCAAUUUACAUGGGGAAAAUGAUGGCAUUACAAAUGAUAAUUCACUAAAAUCCAAAAUUAGCAGUUUCCAGAGUGAUCAAAUCUCAGCAAAACCUAAAUUUAGCCACAUGAAACAAAUUGAACUUGAAAGCAGAAAAGACAAGACAACUUGCUCAAAACCAAUGAUGAAAGUCAAACAAAAACAAGGCAAGCCCUCAAAGUCCAAAGCACGUCU